AUGGCUUGGUUUUCGAUCCCUUUUGGACCGGCCACAACACUAGGACUGGCAGCAGUUGCGCUGAGGGGUGAUCCGGAUAUGAGAUCUCUGAGCGCAGCCGAUGUCAGCGCAGGCCUUCCAGCGCCAACAGCUGCCGCUGCUUUACUCGGGCCUGGUGGCGCAGCAGCGGUGCUCGUUCUCUUGUUUCUGGCGGUUACCUCUGCAACAUCCGCAGAAUUAAUCGCAGUAUCAUCUUUGUUGACCUACGAUGUCUACAAGCGAUAUAUCAACCCUCAUGCGACCGAGAAACAGAUCCUCAAUAUGAGCCAUUUGAUGGUGGUGCUUUAUGCUGUUGUCAUGGGCUUUUGCGGUCUUAUUUUCUACUACAUUGGUAUUUCUAUGGGGUGGUUGUAUCUCUUUAUGGGCGCCAUGCUGGGCUCUGCGGUUGUUCCGAUUGCGAUGUGCAUAACUUGGAGUAAGGCCAACAAGACCGGAUGUAUGGUUGGUGCUGUCCUCGGUUUGAUUCUUGGUAUCAUUUCCUGGCUCGUUACGACUGCCAAACUCAACAACAACGUGAUCAAUGUUGUGACCACAGGCGGCAAUUACCCCAUGCUAACAGGAAAUCUGGUCUCAAUCGCUGUUGGGGGACUCGUUUCGCUAGUCUGGUCUCUCAUUUGGCCAGAGAAUUUUGACUUCGACAUCACAAGAGCAAUAAAUUGUCCUGAGCCAUGCGGAACCGCUAGCACAGAUGAGGCAGAAAACGAAGGACCUUUCCCCGAGAAGUCGAAGGAGGGAGAAAGCCGACAGAAAGCCCUGCAGGUCGAAGAAGAGCAGGCCUACGAGACCGCGCAGAAUACAGGUAUCACAGGUGCCGCUGAGCUAAACCGUGCGGGAUUGGCGAAGGCAUAUCGGUUUGCUACCUGGUCUUCGGUCAUCCUUACCCUUGUUCUCGUUAUCAUCAUACCGAUGUCUCUCUUUGGGUCAUCGAUCGUCUAUAGCGUAAACGGAUUCGGGGCAUGGGUGAUUAUCGGGUUCGUCUGGGCAUUCUUGGCAGCAUUCAUAGUCGUCCUCUAUCCACUAUGGGAGUCCAGAGGCGGCCUUGCGAUGGUAGCGAGAGGGAUUAUCAAGGACAUCUAUAAACCGGGCUCUGGCUUAUAUGUUGAUACUGCAGAACGUCAGCCCUCAGCAUAAUUAAGUGCGGAUCAAGCAGGCUGCGAUACCGCCGCAGACGAUGAAAUAUGCGAUGUGAAACAAUC
Molecule: messenger RNA, 1235 nt
Organism: Dacryopinax primogenitus
Lineage: Eukaryota; Fungi; Basidiomycota; Dacrymycetes; Dacrymycetales; Dacrymycetaceae
Exons: 8
Coding region: 1-1170 (389 amino acids)
Biological process (GO): urea transmembrane transport
Cellular component (GO): plasma membrane
Molecular function (GO): urea transmembrane transporter activity
Source: RefSeq, a predicted model, not a curated record